Messenger RNA from Saccoglossus kowalevskii, 953 nucleotides. Its product is annotated as hepatoma derived growth factor. The record is from RefSeq and is marked provisional. Lineage: Eukaryota; Metazoa; Hemichordata; Enteropneusta; Harrimaniidae.
GCAAUAUGGCGUCCAUGUGAUACCCUAAUUUUAAACGCAUUAGGAAAUCCCGACGAAUUUGCAGUAUACUGCAACAGGAACCGAUUUUAAUGCUGUUAUACGGUCCAUGGAACUAAUUACAACUGUAUAGCGGUUGCUGUGUACUGAAAUCUAACCAGGUAUCGGUGUGUUUGUUCAACUCGACUGUCACCAUAGACUGCAGUUUCAGUUUUGUUCCUUAUCCCAUUGAAGGAUGGCUGCCAAACCAACAUUCAAACCAGGAGAUAAAAUCUUUGCCAAAAUGAAAGGAUAUCCUCAUUGGCCUGCGAGGGUGAGUGUGAUUGAUGACAUCCAGGAAGGUGCUGUCAAACCACCAGCAAAUAAGUUUCCAAUAUUUUUUUAUGGAACUCAUGAAACAGCCUUCCUUUCAGCAAAGGAGUUAUUUCCGUACGCUAAAUUCAAAGAUAAGUUUGGAAAACCAAAUAAGAGGCGUGGCUUUAACGAAGGAUUAUGGGAAAUUGAAAAUAAGCCAAAUGUCAAGUUUGCGGGAACAUCAACAGAGUCUGAAGAAGCAGAAGAGGAGGAGGAAGGUGAAGAGGAGGAGGAGGAAGAGGAAAAUGAGAAGAAAGAGGAAGAAGAUGCUGAGGAAGAGGAAGAAGAUGAACCAGAGGAGGCAGAAGAAGAGAAGGAUGAGAGUAGUAGUGAAGAUGAAAAACUAGUAAUUGAUGAAGCACCCAAAAAAAAGGGGAAACCUAGAAAACCAGCUCAGAAAAAGAAACCAGCAAGAAAACGAAAACCUUUCUCGCGCAAACCUAAGGUUUGAAUCAUUUAUUAAAUACUUAAUUAUGUAUUCAACGACAGAAAAUAUAUUUUUACUGUGCGACCAGAAAUUUUUGUUUUUUAUCACUACAUAUUAAAAACCACAGUAUGCUCGAUGUUUUUCAUAAUAAAUGUUUAUGACAAUUGAUCAAAAA